Suillus clintonianus is the source of this 1518-nucleotide messenger RNA. RefSeq lists its product as uncharacterized. The coding region runs from base 223 to 1266 and encodes 347 amino acids. NCBI's taxonomy places the organism in Eukaryota, Fungi, Basidiomycota, Agaricomycetes, Boletales, Suillaceae. The transcript has 5 exons. The record is from RefSeq and is a predicted model, not a curated record.
GGCCUAGCAUUUGAUCGCUAUUGCUGAUGGCUAUCGAAUUUCGACCCGCUAUAUGAUGGCUAUCGAUUUGAUCGCCAAGAUCAACCGAUGGCAUCCGAUAGCGCAAAUCUCGUCCAAUGGCACAGUCUCACCCCCCACUAGCAGGCAUUUCAUCACCGGCACAAAGCAGUAUAAAUCGGAUCGGCAAAUUCACAAUACUCCUCCAACCGUCAUUCAUACGAAAUGUCAACCCCCUCCAGUCUUCCGCCGUUCAACUCCUCAGCUGCUCAUAGUGGCAUGUUUGAACUCUCGAACAUACUGGGCCCUGAAUGGUUGGAUCUCUACAUAAGACUCAUACCAACGGAGAUGCUCCGGACUGAAUUGUAUCUUCUUUACUUCUUGCUCAUGGGUCGAAUCUAUCCUGGUGAUCUUUGGCAAAUAGUGGGUAGGCGUAUCGUGGAAGCGCAGAACGAGGAACUCUUGCGAAAUACUAGUGGACUUUGGGAUUGCAGAAGGCGCGGGAUCGUAGAGCGAACCUUUAUGGAAGAGAGGAGGGAUCGAUGUCAGAUGGAAGUGUCUCUAUGCAGCAAGGCUAUCGAACACAUAGAACAGCGCCGAUCUAUGCCAAUGCCUCCCAUUGCAGUUCCAGUUGAUCACGACGUUAUGUCUCGCUCAGCAACUUCGACACAGGUUAUGGCACCACCUGCGGCCUGUCCGGUAACCGUUCAAGAGAAGUGUAGAACUUGGUUGACGGGACAAGACCCCAGCCUCAUAGCAGUUAACGAACCUUCAUUGGCCGAAAAUGAUCCACCACCGGAUGGCUCUUCUCCUUUGAUAGUCGGGCGGUCUGCGCUUGCGCACCAAGAAAAACGAACUUCCGUCAUCGUGAACUCCAUUGGUCCCUCAUUCCGCCUAUCGAGCACAUGGGUGACUCCUGAUGUCCAAGAGGCUUUUGAUCAGGCAGGCAAGGCGGAACGAAUCAGUCAGGCGGGGUUGACGACAGCGUAUCUUGAUGAGGAACGUUACCAUAUUCAUCACCGCAAUUUUCAGUUGGAGCUGCCUCUCUUGCGAGCAAAGAUGUGUCGCGCCCGAGCUGAGGUAGACGUUUAUGCGCUGGCCAUUGAAAAUGCAUGUGCUUUUGGACAUUCUGACAGCGCUUUACCAUCAUCGCUAGCCCGAGCACCCUCACCGCCCUUACUAGCAAAGGAAGUUGCUCGGUAUAAUGAGGACAUGGAUGACUACUCAAGCGACAGCGACUCUGACUUUGACUGGGACGGUUUUUGGUAGUUUUGUUUCUUCGGCUCUUGUGUCGUCUCGGACACCCCCCUACUAUUUGAACUACAAACAUAACCCCGAUCGACAAAUGUUAGGGCAAUGGCCUUUGAUUUCCGUGACCGGUCAGUGACGCCGCUCCUAGUAAACCGUAAAUCCGCGGGACUGUCUUUUUAAAUUUUCUGGGGUGAAAGAUCCAACGUCUUAACCUAGAACGUAGUAAAUGAAAGAUUUAGGUUAGGUUGUGAAUAGCAUUCCAUCACGUAC